Protopterus annectens (West African lungfish) is the source of this 4868-nucleotide messenger RNA. It is a transcript of the gene TMEM145, whose product is annotated as transmembrane protein 145. The record is from RefSeq and is a predicted model, not a curated record. Gene Ontology annotation, biological process: G protein-coupled receptor signaling pathway; response to pheromone. The transcript has 15 exons. Bases 226 to 1899 code for a protein of 557 amino acids. NCBI's taxonomy places the organism in Eukaryota, Metazoa, Chordata, Ceratodontiformes, Protopteridae.
UGAAAAGGUCUGCCAGUGGAUUUAAAUGGUAAUAGGAAAGAGGCACAUAAUUAUGCUCCAGACUCCAGGAUUCACUUUCAGAAGAGAGGACAUGCCUAAAUAUAACAGCUGGCUACAGCUCACUGACAAUGUAUUGCCGAUUUCUAAGUUUUACACCAGCCACUGACAACUGUAAGUGACCAACAAGACAACGAAGGACAACAUUUAGUACCAGGUUACAGUAAAAUGCAUCAUGACUGGAUGUUUUUGACCAGAUUCUGCUUCCUGUCUGAUUUUGGGCGCCUGGAUUUCAAGUUCAAAUAUCCUGAGUCGAAAUGCUGUCAGAACAUUCUGCUCUACUUUGAUGAUCCAUCACAGUGGCCAGCUGUUUACAAGAAGGAAGAUCAGGACUGUUAUAUGAAGGAAUCUGUCAUUCGUCCGGAGAACAAUCAAGUCAUCAAUCUCACGACUCAAUAUGCCUGGUCAGGAUGUCAGGUGGUGACAGAGGAUGGGGUUCGUUAUUUCAGCUGCGUUGGUGGGCGCAGUUUUCGUUCAGUUCGGGAAAGAUGGUGGUAUAUUGCCCUAAGCAAGUGUGGUGGUGAUGGUCUAGAACUGGAAUAUGAAAUGAAGUUAACAAAUGGUCAGUCUUUCUGGACAAAGCAUUUCUCAGCUGAUGAGUUUGGUAUCCUGGAGACAGACAUCACAUUUUUAGUGAUCUUCAUCCUCAUUUUCUUGCUGUCCUGCUAUUUUGGAUACAUCUUAAAAGGAAGACAGCUGCUUCACACUACCUAUAAAAUGUUCAUGAUGGCUGCUGGAAUGGAAGUAAUUAGUUUGAUUUUCUUCUGUGCCUACUACAGCCAAUAUGCCAAGGAUGGCAUUGGGAAUCCCAGCCUCAAAAUCCCAGCAAAGCUGCUGUUCUCUGUCAGUUUUCUCGACUUUCUGUUGAUGUUGAUCUUGCUUGGGAAGGGAUUCACAGUUACCAGGGGAAGAAUAAGUCACAGUGGCUCCAUCAAGCUUUCUAUAUAUAUGACACUGUAUACCAUCACACACAUCAUCUUGUUGAUAUAUGAGGCAGAGUUUUUUGACCCAGGUCAAGUUCUCUACACCUAUGAAUCACCAGCUGGAUAUGGGUUAAUAGCGCUACAGAUUAUCGCCUAUGCUUGGUUCUGCUAUGCAAUUCUAAUCACCCUCAAACACUUCCCAGAGAAGCAGGCCUUCUAUGCUCCCUUCUUUGCAGCCUACACUCUCUGGUUUUUUGCUGUUCCUGUUAUGGCACUUAUUGCCAAUUUUGGAAUCCCAAAAUGGGCGAGGGAGAAGAUUGUUAAUGGAAUUCAGCUAGGAAUUCAUUUUUAUGCACACACAGUCUUUCUGAUCAUUACAAGGCCUUCAGCAGCCAACAAAAACUUCCCUUACCAUGUGCGGACUUCUCAGAUCGGAAUUGUGGAAAACAGUGCAGAGAGAUUUCCACAUCAUGUCUAUGGCAAUGUUAAUUUCAUCAGUGACUCUGUCCCAAACUUCACGGAGCUCUUUUCUAUCCCUUCUGUGAACAGCACUCCAGCAGUGCUCAGCAAGCCAGCAGAAGAAACAGUGGACCAGAAGACCCCGAACCCCACAACUAUCAUUACCACCACAGCAGAGCUGACUGGUGCUCAUCUCAUUCUGAAACCUUCACCAGACUCUCUUGAUGCAGCCUACCUCCCCCAUUGCCACAACUACAUCACCAGAAUGGAUUCACAGAGUAUUUCAGUAUGCAAACAACAGAGAACAAGCCCUUGUAAUAUGCACACAGGCAUGCGUAGAUGUUACUACCAACAUUAUGGUGUACUUGUACAUAAAUAUAUAGUUAUGGUGGCCCACAUGGACAGUGUGCUAGGUUGGCUGGAAAAGCAAGGGGGUGGCCACCAUGCUAAUUUGUAUUAGUAGACUGAACCAAACAUCAAUAGCCAUGGAAGUGGGAGUCAAAAUGAUACAGAAUGGGCAUAUUUUUCUGUAGCAUCUUCCCCAGCAUCUAAAGUGCUGAAAGUGCAACUAAGCACACUACAGGGGUUGGAAAAUACAGCCAAGCACUGAUGUAUAGCUUCUUCCUUAGUUAAGCAUUUCUGUAUUUUCCCAAAACUUUGCUGAUGGUGCUUAAACUCCAUGAAGACUGAAAAUUCUACAGACCUUGGACAAGAACUUGUGGGGCUAUGCGUGCUCAUCAGGAGCUUCCACUGUCAUCUUAAGUGUACAUGGGGAAUGGGGGUCUGUCAGUCAGUAUUUACAGGAUUGUGAAAAUUGACCUCCUUUGCAAAUUAUGUCUGAAACUAUUUCUUGCUAUGUCAGGUUACAUGUUUUUUUUCUUUGUUUAAUUUACAAAGAUACCAAAUUUGGAACUGUUUGAAUUAUGACAAAAGCCUCUGUUUUCAUUGUCCAACAGAUUGUGACCUAGAAUCUUACUUAUAACACGUAAUCUGCACAUCCCGCUUCUCAGAUGUGAAGCUACGUCCUUUAAUAUGAGCAGAGGAGUAAGUGUGGACCCCCCCCAGCAUACCUUAGUAGGAACUGACCUGACCAUUUUGGAGGUUGACACUCUCAUGUUUGCUAAUCACUUUUCAUGAGCAUUCUGAGUUGAAAUGAAAUUUGGAUUUUCAAAUCCAAGCAUGCACAUAUAAAAGUUACAGGGUUCCUGAACAUUAAGGAAUUCAUUUCCAUAUAAAAGUGUCAUUUUAAGUAUGAGUUUGAAAGGAAGCUUGGAAGUUCAUUAUGAUGUGGAGCAGUUAAGUAGUCUAGAAAUAGGAGAUACUCCAGUGGCUAAAAUGAAUAAUGUUUCCUGAAGCUCCACAUUUGAUCAGUAUGAGCACAGGAGUUUUCAGAUAUCAGCUAUAUCCCAUCAAAUGUGAGAUAGUUGAAAGGCAUAGACAUUCUGUGAGGGUAAAAUGACAGCUGCCGUGUUUGAUGGAUAAGAACACAGAGUUUCUGAUGUGCAAUCUGCAACCGUGUUUUAAUGUGGAAAAGUGAAACACUGUACAUAUGUGAGUUUGGAGGAAUGAAAUAUCUGCUUCCAUUUGCAGUACAAAACAGUUAUAUGGUUCCCACAAAGAUUCUUAUUCUCUGACCAUUGGAUAUAGUACUUUAUAAGCUGAAGGUCCAGUUGUCUACUAAUUCUUACACUGAAGGUCAUUUGUCUACUAAUUUUUACAAACUGCUGUUGGUAAUGAGACUUGGCCGUUUUUAAGUAUCCAGAAGUAACUUUUAGGCAGGUAGUAAAGACAUCCAAUAAUGCUGAAACUACAGCCAGAGUUUUGUACUGGGCAUUAUUGAUCUGGCAUCCAGAUUGUCACUCCCUGCUUCUAAGGUAGAGUUCUAGACAAAGCAGUUUGGAACGGUAGAAGGACAUAUAGCUCCUUUAAUGUGAGAUGGCUGAGAGAUGUAGGUGGAGGAGUUUUCAGAAGUAAAAUAGAAAUUAUCAUCUGUACUUUAAGGCAAUUAAAAGUAUGAACAGAUGUCAUGUGAAAAAAAAUAGAGGCGUUAUUUACCAAAGUGUCUCUACUAUGGCCAUCAGACUGUUUAGAGUGGACCUGAAAAAAUGAAAAUGAUCAGAUGAAACUCAUAGCUGUAGACAUGACAGGUAAAGCUAAUGUCAGAAACAUGCUUGCCACUUUUUGAAUAAAGAUCUGCAUCUUUUAACCUUUCUCCUAAUAAAAAGGGUAUACCAUAAGAACUACAGCAUAGUUAGAUAAGUAUAUCAUUAGAUGAUAGUUGCAGUAGUUGCUCUAAACACCUUUUUGCCACAUUUCCAGUACAAAAGUGAGCUGACCAACCAUGUGACAUACUUCUAAUGCAGGUGCAUAUUUUUAAACACCUGCUAUGUAUCCCAGCAAACUGCGAUGAUGUUGAACAAUUUAAGAUUAUUGUUUAGAACUGAAACACUAGAUUUCUUAACAACAAACAUCUUUGAAAUGUUUCCAUUUUUCAUAAUGCUUUUUGAGAAAGGGAAUUUCGAACUCAAAACGUAGUUUCCAUGUACUUUGAAAUUUGUGCCAAACGCAUGUUGUAGUAAACAGAAUGCUAUGAAACAUGAAAACAGAUAAUUCCAUUGUCUCUGUCUGUCUCCACCGUAGGGCACUGUAGUGGUUUCAGUUAUUUCCAUGACAAAGGGUUUGAAAGUAAUUACUGGAAUUAUUUCUAGAAAAAGGUCAGUAUGAUUUAAAAAAUAGCCAGUAGAGUAUUAGAAACAUAAGUGUGUGUGUGUGUGUGUGUGUGUGUGUGUGUGUGUGUGUGUGUGUGUGUGUGUGUGUGUGUGUGUGUGUGUCUAUCAUACUGUCUGAGCAUGCUACAUAUCCACAUAUAUGCAUGUUUAGCAAUCUGUGUGAGUUCUCACCAUGUGCAUAAAGGCAUGUAUAUUUAUGUGAAUAUGCAUAGAUGUGUGCAACAAUGUGUCUAGUUAGGGGUGCCAUGCUCUCCCAUACCAUCGCUCUUGGGGGCUUGAACUGGUAUCCAGAACGAAGGCAUAAUAAACUGCUUAACAUGCAGACUUAUUGUUAAGAAUCAUCAGGCAAAAUGGACAUCGUGUAAAUACAGGAGGACAGAUAUGUUCCCUUAACUACAUAGUUAAGGGAACAUAUCUGUUCCCUUAACUACAUAGUUAUGACUGGGUGAUCUGUAUGUUUGACUCUUGUAAUGACUGCAAACACUUUUCAGAUAAGUAAUAGAAGACUGCAAGUGCAUCUGUUGUGUGUUUUUUGCACAUGUAUAAAGCCAUUGAUGUAAUGACUGUAGCUCUCAACUGUCCAAAUUUUCACACAAUGUCCAGAUUUUUGCCUCAUAUUUUUGGUCUGUUCCUCAUAAAAUGUAUGGAUUUCUGGCAUGUCAGUGAGGAUUGAAAUCAGUAAAUAAUGGCAUGCUUUUGA